AUGUUUUUAUAUUUUUCUUUUCAAAGACGCUUGAACAAUCAAAGCCUUUCAUGGAUAACACUCCUCCUUGUUGCUCUAAUAACUUGUUAUACUCUCUUUUUAUACACAACAAUUGCUGCUACCACCCAGCAAAAAUCAUUACAUCAAAACACGUUGAUCAGUUUUGGAGAAUUGAAUCAAAGGUUACAAUUACCUCUCGGAGAUGGCAUUGUCGGAAUUGAGUGCUUUCAUGAAGAUGACCACUCCAUGUUCUCCAAAGAAGAUGACCACGAUACUAGCAGGAGGAGUAGUAGUACUGAACACACUCCUAGUAGUAAUUUUCAAACAGUGAUCGUAAUUCAUACUGUGAAAAAUAGAAUUAUUACUCUCUCAAAAAGUAAUAACCACAAAGAAGGAAAUGACGAAACCAUGUCGUGGCAUGUGAAAAUGUAUGAACAAAUGAAAGAGUGGAGCGAUGGAGAAGAAAAGAGUAUUAAAGCCAUAUUUAAGCGAAAAUUGGACAAAUUAGAUCAUUUAGAUGAAAAUCAGGCAGAGACAAGUCAAAAAAAGAGUGCCAGUCGAUAUUUAGUGCGAAUGGCAUCACCCUUCUCUGUGAAAAAAGCUGCCACAAUUACAGCAUCCAAGUUUGGCAGCGAAGUUGGACCAUUAUUUAUUAUUGACAAGCUAUUAGACGAAUUUUUAAUGUGGAAUAAUAACCAAGAAGAGCCUACUUCAAGAAUUCCUUUAUUGAACGAGACUAUGGCCACGCUAUUUAAGGGAAAUAUUGCAGACUUUCAAUUUAAUGGCAACUUGGCAGUCUGGCUUACAACACUAGGCCAUGUAUACUAUUCCUUUAUUUCCAAUGUUGAACAAUUUUGGCAACCUUCGACACAAAAUUGUGAAAUUUAUAAGGCCCUGUAUAAUAAUAGAGAGUUUAAAGCGAGAAAAAUAGCACUAGGCACUGAUCAUUUAUUAAUUAUUGGAGCCCAUGAUAAUGGACUCUAUUCAUUGGGUGGAAAUGACUAUGGUCAAGCUGGUCUUUCACAAAGCCAUGCAAUUGUGCUCUCACUCUCGCGACCAGAUGGAAUUAAGGGAAAAAUCAAAGACGUGUCUGUUGGAAAAUAUUUCUCCAUUGUAUUGACCGACAAUCAUCAAAUUUACACAUUUGGAAUUAAUGAAAAUGGGCAAGUGGCGCUCAAUCCUUCUUCAACCUCUAAGAGUCACAUUCCAACCCCAAUCACUUCCAAACUAUUUGGUGACGAGAAGAUUGCCACCAUUGCUACAGGAAGUGCUCAUACCGCAGUUUUGACAGAGAGCGGAUCUAUUUUUACCUGGGGAAGCAAUUCACACAAACAGUUAUUACACAACUCCACACAUUCUCACAUCCCUACCAUGAUCUUUUCAAAUAUUCGUGAAAAUUUUAAAUUAUCAACCUCUUUGCAACAAGUUUUUGCGUGUGGAAAUAAUUUAUUGUUGCUAUUGAGAGAUUUUAAUGUAGAUUCUUUGAAUCAACAAGAUAUUCCACUCAUUGAUUUGAAUACCAUGAGUGCAAUUAAUAACUCUCCUUCCAAAACAGAACUCACAACACGUCAUGACUCUAAAGAUUUUCAAACCUAUGAAGAAAAGAACCAGUACAUUUUGGAAAACUUUGAAUUUGUUGAACAAGUGGGAAGUGGAGCUGAAGGUCUCAUCCACAAAUACAAGUGCAAAACAACUCAAGAACAUGUAGUCAUUAAGCACAUGAAGGUUUCCGAAAAUGAAAAAGCCAGUUUUCAAGCUCAUAUUGAACAAGUCAGAAAACUCAACCACAAACAUCUGGUCCCAUACUUGGACGCUUUUUGUGAUGAGAAGGAAGAGAAAUCCGAAACAUUUUAUUGUCAUAUCAUCAUGCCUUACUAUUAUCAAGAUUUAUCAGAUCUGAUAUUUUAUCAUUCGGAUAUGGAACAUGAUGCAACAACCAUUACAGAUGUUUACGAAAUUGGCUAUCAAAUUGCUGAAGGCAUUGAUUACUUACAUCAACUUGAUUUGGUACAUCGAGAUGUUAAGGUUGAGAAUAUUUUGAUUGAGUCGUGCGGAGGAAAACACAAAUUUGCCAAAAUUACUGAUUAUGGAUUUAUGACGAAUAUCAAUCAAGUGCAUUCUACUCAUGCUUAUUCUGAAGAUGUUGGAUCUUUGAAUCAGAAUCUCGUAGACAGUUUUAACAAGAAGAGAUCGGCCAUGUACAUUGGAAGUUUGCCUACAGUAGCUCCAGAGAUCAAAACAAAGAGUCACAUUUCCAAAGACAGUCUCAAAGCAACAGAUAGUUUCUCCUUUGGAGUCUUGCUUUAUCAAUUACUCAUAUUCAAAUCAAAAAUCACACUCGAUGGUGUUGAGCAUUACAUUUCUGACGCAUUAUUGUAUGACGAACGAGCAGCUCAUCAAGAAAUUACCAAGCAACUUUCCUUAAAGCCAUAUCCCAAGUUGUGUAUUGAUUUGGCACUGAGUUUAUUACAGAAAGAUUGGACCAAACGCCCCACGAUGCGAGAAGUGAAAAACGUUUUGGAUUAUCUUUCACGAGGAGAGAAGUGGUCCUUUCAAGGCUGA
This is a messenger RNA of Naegleria lovaniensis, 2562 nucleotides long. RefSeq lists its product as uncharacterized. The transcript has 2 exons. Lineage: Eukaryota; Heterolobosea; Eutetramitea; Acrasida; Naegleriidae. Gene Ontology annotation, cellular component: nucleus; cytoplasm. Bases 1 to 2562 code for a protein of 853 amino acids. Gene Ontology annotation, molecular function: ATP binding; protein serine/threonine kinase activity. Gene Ontology annotation, biological process: protein phosphorylation; mitotic DNA damage checkpoint signaling. The record is from RefSeq and is a predicted model, not a curated record.